This is a messenger RNA of Stylophora pistillata, 1593 nucleotides long. RefSeq names its product A disintegrin and metalloproteinase with thrombospondin motifs 6. Gene Ontology annotation, cellular component: extracellular matrix. Gene Ontology annotation, biological process: proteolysis; extracellular matrix organization. Gene Ontology annotation, molecular function: metalloendopeptidase activity. The record is from RefSeq and is a predicted model, not a curated record. Lineage: Eukaryota; Metazoa; Cnidaria; Anthozoa; Scleractinia; Pocilloporidae.
AUGCUAGAAGGAGAAGUAAGAAGUGCUGAUCACUUUCGUGUUUUUCAGUAUCUAGUUCAAUCCUGGAAGGAGGAAUACCAAGUCAGGAUUCGUUUUCUCGUCCCUCGCUCAAAGGAGGUAAACGACGAAGACACGAGAAUUGAGCGGAGCCUCGAGGAGGGCAAAGUCACGUUCCAAUGGAUAAGGCGAUCUUUGGGUUGCUCUGAAACCUGUGGUGGAGGUAUAGAGGUACGUAGACCAACCUGCGCUCGCGCAGAUGACGGUUCCAUUGUCAGUGACCACUACUGCAAGGGAGAAAAGCCUGGUGAAGAGAAUUCUGAGUGCAAUACUCAAAAAUGUCCAGCCAGAUGGAAAACUGGAGAAUGGUCGGACUGUUCCAAGACCUGUAACGAUGGAAACCCUGGGGAGAGGACGCGGGAGGUGAUGUGCGUCGAUGAAUCACAUGAAAUCGAGACGGAAGAUUCAGAUUCUUACUGCGCAGGACCGAAACCCGCCACACGAGAGACCUGCGCACCGCAACCCUGUCCUGCAGAGUGGGUCACAGUGUCGUCAAGUCCGUGCUCUGCCGUUUGUGGUCACGGUUCGAGAAUGAUUGAGGUGAACUGCGUAAAGAGAACCGCAUCCAACAAGAAAGUCAAAGUGACAGAUGAAGAAUGCACUGGUCCAAAGCCUCCCACUACGACCUCGUGUGAUUCUGGGAUUCCAUGUUAAUGAUUUAGAAGUCUUAGAUAAGUGGAUUUAAAGUUGACAGCAAUUCAGCGAAAAAGCAGCAAAAUUUUAAUGGUCAACACAUGAAUCCAUCAGCUUACAAAUCUUAUGUUUAGCGUUAUAAAUGUUGCAGUACAUCUUUCUUAACAAGAACAAACUAAAUGACAAAAAGGGUAAUAACAAAGUAUUUAAAACUGUUCGUCAAAGCGCUAUGAGACAAAAAUGUGGAGAAUGCUACUUCAAUGAAUGAGCUAUAAAAAAAGGACGAUCAAUCAACUGAAGACACCUUAUUGUCCAUGCCAACCAAGAAGAGCUAAAACGAAGACACAUUCGGUAAUAACAGUUCCAGCGAUCAUUUAAAGACCACAAUUUGAACAACGUAAGGACACUGUGACGCUACUUCAACCGUCAAUGCAAAGGAAAUUAAUGCAAAUUAACACAAUUUAACGUAUUAUUGUUAACGUUGACACCACAGCGCGCUUUGGACCAUUCUUCGACGAAACCUUUGAAAAACUAUUUAUUUAACCAUUGCUUAAUGUUAUUCGAGAUUAUAUGUUGCAGUUAAUUUUAGUUUUGUGCAUACAUUCUAGGUUAAGAGACGUGAUUCGUCUGUAUCGUGAUUCUUAAACGAAUCAAGCGACUCUAGCGAAGAUUAUUAUGAGCCAUUUGGUGUUUCAUUUUCAAAACCUCUCUAACAGGUAACUCCUCUCUGCAAAUAUAUCCACAAAGACAGCACUUGGCUACUUUCCCAGGGUUCCUAUGGACGUGAGAAUUUGGCUAAUCAUAUGAAAAAUUAAUGAUCAAAAGCUGAUCAAAGAUUUCCGUGAAGAAGGCAUUAUCAGAUCACUAAAAUGACAAUUAAAAUAAAGUUAAACGAAGUGGUUU